UUCUUCACAUUUUUAAAACCCAACUCCCCCCAUCAUCCACUUCCCGCGUACGCACCCACCAUGGAGUCUCCUCUCCUCUCUCUCCUCCUCCUCUCACUCCUCUCCCUCCCCAUCUCCGCCCUCCCUCUCUCUCCUCCACCCACCAACGACACCGCCGCCCUCCUCCUCUUCCGCUCCCAAACCGACACCCACGGCAACCUCCUCUCCAACUGGACCCUCCCCGCCCCCGGCUCCUCCCCCUGCUCCGCCUCCUGGCUAGGCGUCAAGUGCUCCUCCUCCGACAACGACCGCCACCCCUACCCCCGCGUCGUCUCCCUCUCUCUCCCCUCCCUUGACCUCCGCGGCCCCCUCGACUCCCUCUCCUCCCUCGACCAGCUCCGCCUCCUCGACCUCCAUGGUAACCGCCUCAACGGCUCCCUCUCCCCCCUCACCCGCUGCACCAACCUCAAACUCCUCUACCUCUCCUCAAACGACUUCUCCGGUGAAAUCCCCGCCAACAUCUCCUCUCUCACUCGUCUCCUUCGCUUAGAUCUCUCGAACAACAACCUCAAAGGCCCGAUUCCUGACUCUCUUGCAAACGUCACCCGCCUGCUAACCCUCCGCCUCCAGAACAACGAGCUCUCCGGCCAAAUCCCCUCGUCCCUCGACUCGAUCGCGUCACUGAAGCAACUGAACUUGUCGAACAACGAGCUGUACGGUUACUUGCCGGAGAGUUUACGGAGGAAGUUCGGCGACCGGAGCUUUUCGGGCAACGAGGGGGUCUGCGGCUCAAGUCCGCUGCCGGUUUGUUCGUUCACCGGAGGAAAACCCCCGCCGGCUGCCGUCGCGUCGGGUCUGACGGUGCCGUCGAACCCUAGCUCGCCGCCGUCGUCGACCGUGAUCAGCGACGGAGAUAAGAAACGGAGCCGACGGGGGCUUAGUCCCGGCGCUAUCGUCGCGAUCGUGAUUGCGAAUUCCGUCGUAUUGUUAGUAAUCGCGUCGUUUGUUGUGGCCUACUUCUGCGGAAGAAAUUCGAGAGAUUCAAAUUCAGGUAGCGAAAUCGGGAAGAGGAGGAGUUCAAGUAGCUACGCGACGGAGAGGAAGGUUUAUAACGGAGAGAGUGAUGGAACGAAUGCAACAGAUCGGUCCAAGCUGGUGUUUUUCGAUAGGAAGGGGCAUUUCGAGCUGGACGAUUUACUGAAGGCGUCAGCGGAGAUGCUGGGAAAAGGGAGCUUAGGGACGGUGUACAAGGCUGUGCUGGACAAUGGGUACGCGGUUGCGGUGAAGAGGCUGAAGGACGCGAAUCCGUGCGGGAGGAAAGAGUUUGAGCAGUAUAUGGAUGUGAUUGGGAAACUGAGGCAUCCGAAUGUUGUGAGGCUGAGGGCUUAUUACUAUGCCAAAGAGGAGAAGCUGCUUGUUUAUGAUUAUCUGCCUAAUGGAAGCUUGCAUUCACUUCUCCAUGGGAAUCGUGGUCCGGGAAGAAUUCCAUUGGACUGGACUACAAGGAUCAGCUUGGUACUCGGGGCGGCUCGGGGGCUUGCCAGGAUUCACGAAGAGUACUCCGCAACGAAAAUCCCUCACGGGAAUGUGAAAUCGUCGAAUGUAUUGCUCGAUAAAAACGGCAUCGCUUGCAUUUCUGAUUUCGGUUUGGCCUUGCUUUUGAGCCCGGUUCAUGCCACUGCGAGGUUGGGGGGUUACAGGGCACCAGAACAAGGUGAAGUCAAGAGGCUCUCUCAGAAAGCAGAUGUGUACAGCUUUGGAGUCUUAUUGUUAGAAGUGCUCACAGGCAGAGCUCCAUCAAGAUACCUUUCCCCGACUCACCCUCGGGCGGAGGAAGAGGAAGAGGCGGUGGAUUUGCCGAAGUGGGUCCGGUCGGUGGUGAGGGACGAGUGGACUGCGGAAGUGUUUGAUCAAGAGCUCCUCAGGUAUAAAAACAUAGAGGAGGAACUCGUGUCGAUGCUGCAAGUAGGACUGGCUUGUGUAGUGGCUCAGCCCGAGAAGAGGCCUAACAUGUCUGAAGUGGCUAAGAUGAUAGAGGAAAUAAGGGUGGAGCAGUCCCCGUUAGGAGAAGACUACGACGAUUCCCGCAAUUCGCUGUCGCCUUCGCUUGCCACCACCGAGGAGGCACUAGCCGGUUACUGAUCUCUCGUCGCCCGCUGCUCCAAUUCUUUGCACCAUCUUGUUGCAACUUCUUGUUUCAUGCUAGUAUCUCAGAAGCUAUGGAGUUAUUUUUCCUUUUUGUAAUUUAUUUUCGGGUUUUUUUCUCGAAUCUUGUAAUGUUUUAUGUUUUAUGGUUCAUGUUUAAUAGUUUAUGCACUGUAAUGUAAUGUGGAGUUUGAGUUAAAUCAUUCAUCAGGUUUUUUGUGCAA
This is a messenger RNA of Rhododendron vialii, 2348 nucleotides long. Its product is annotated as leucine-rich repeat receptor-like protein kinase PXC1. The transcript has 3 exons. The record is from RefSeq and is a predicted model, not a curated record. Gene Ontology annotation, biological process: protein phosphorylation. Bases 61 to 2121 code for a protein of 686 amino acids. Gene Ontology annotation, molecular function: protein binding; protein kinase activity; ATP binding. Lineage: Eukaryota; Viridiplantae; Streptophyta; Magnoliopsida; Ericales; Ericaceae.